AUGACAGGAUACUUUGAUUUACCUCUUAAUAUGGAAAGAAUAUGUAGAAUUUGUCUCACAGAGGGUACUAACUUAUCCUCUAUUUUUUCUGUGGAUCAAGAUGUGAAUGAUUUUGCGGGUCUUCCACAAAAAAUACAAGUUUGUGGAUCAAUAGAAAUUCAUGAACAAGAUGGAUUACCUUCAUUAAUUUGUGAUAUUUGCAUUUAUAAAGCAAGCGUUGCCCAUGAAUUUAGGCAACAAUGUCAACAUUCGGAUGCCAAAUUACGAAUGUACUAUAAUAAACCAUCAAAGUCUACUAUUGUGGAUACAUGCACUCAAACAGAAUUAGAAAUAGAACCAGUGUUAUCAAAAGAACACGAAGUUAGUCAAGAAGAAUACUUUGUAAAAGACGACGAUAUGCAAGCAGCAACAGCAGUGGCGGUGGUUAAUUCUCAAGAAUAUGUACAUAAUAACUCAUAUUCCAAAGAUGAAUCCGACUUAAGCAAUGGUCAAAUUGAUAUACAAAGUGAAAAACUUUUCAUAUGUUCUAUUGGAUUCGAGAGAUCUAAGGAAAUAGAAAAAGAACCCUGUAUUUCAGGCAAUGAUUUACAUGGAACUUCUCUGAGCCAAGGAGAUAAUGAUAUUUCAGAAUCUAUAGAUAUUCAAAAUAAACCUGAAGAAAAUCAAGAUAUUGAUCAAAAUGUAGACGAAACUGAAAAAACAAGAGAGGUUGAAUUUCUAACUGAAAAUAUAUUAAACGAUGACAUUGUAGAACAAGAAAAAAUGCCACAAAAGCGUACAUCUACAAGGAAAUUAAAAUCAGUGUGUAAUAAAUCUUACAGUGAAGAUGAAAUCGAUGACAGUUGUUAUGAGCCAGGUAGUGACAGUCAUGAUUCUGGAGAAUCAAAAUUUAAAUGUAAAGUAUGCUCGAAACUUUACAGUACACAAAAAGGCUUAAAAAAACAUUCCCUUGUCCAUGAAAAGAAAUUCAAAUGUGAUAUCUGUUUAAAAAUGUUCUACAAACAGGAGAAUAUGGAGAAUCACAAAAAAAUACAUGUAUCAAAACCUCUUGCAUGUAAGUUAUGUCAUGCAUGUUUUUCCAAACCUCAAAGUUUUGCACGUCAUUUGAAAUCCCACACAGAAAAAUUAAACAACAUGAUUAAAGAGAUCAAUACAGAUGAACAAAAAGACAAGGAACCAAAAAAAGAAAUGAAACUUGAGGAAGACACAGAUGAUGAAACUGGUAUUGUCAAUGAAGUCAAUGAAUUUGAAAAUGCACCUGAAUUAUAUAAAUGCAAUAUUUGUAGUCAGUAUUGUUCUUCUUUAAAAAAUCUAAAAAGACAUGCUCUUGUACAUGGAGACAAAAAAUAUUCCUGCACUGUAUGCAAAAAAUGGUUUUUUAGACCUGACACAUUAAAAAAACAUGCAGAAAAACAUGGUCAUGGACUAUUGGAUAAUUUAGUAGAGGAUAAUAAAUUCUUUGAUUCUGAAUACAAAUGCCAACAUUGUGAUAAAAUCAUGGCUACAAAAAAGGGUCUUAGACGUCAUGUUGCAAUUCAUAAGCCUAAACCUGAACCUGUUACAUGUGAAAUUUGCAGAAAAGUCUGUGCUAGUCAAGCUCGUCUUGUUCUUCAUCAAAGGACACACAAACCGAAAGAAAAAGUUCCAAGAGAAUACCUCUGUCAUAUUUGUAGUAAAGUGUAUCCAAGUAAUUCUUCCCUUACGUAUCAUAUGAGAACUCAUACUGGUGUUAAACCACAUGUGUGUAAAACUUGCAACAGUGGCUUUACUACAACAACCAGUCUGGCGAAUCAUAUUCGAAUUCAUACAGGAGACAAACCGUUUGUUUGUCAUGUCUGUAGUGCAGCAUUUGCUGUCAGUUCAGCUUUUAGACGGCACUUGACCAGACAUACGGGUGAAGCAAAUUAUCUUUGCAAAAUAUGUGGCAAAGCGUUCAAAAGACUUAGUACUUUAAAAGAACAUACGUAUACUCACUCUGGUGAAAAGCCAUAUGUGUGUAAAACAUGUGGAGCUGCAUAUAGUCACAGUGGUAGCUUGUUUGCGCAUCAAAAACGUUGCCGAGUUCAAUAUGCUGAAGAUCCUUUACAAAUGGUAGUAGACGAUCAUCGCCAUAAUGUUGCACAUCAUAUUCAUGUGAAUAAUGUACAAUCUGCAGUGCGUUCACUUGCUGUGAUAGGACAAAUGUUUUAA
Dufourea novaeangliae is the source of this 2190-nucleotide messenger RNA. RefSeq names its product zinc finger protein 2 homolog. Gene Ontology annotation, cellular component: nucleus. Gene Ontology annotation, molecular function: zinc ion binding; RNA polymerase II transcription regulatory region sequence-specific DNA binding; DNA-binding transcription factor activity, RNA polymerase II-specific. NCBI's taxonomy places the organism in Eukaryota, Metazoa, Arthropoda, Insecta, Hymenoptera, Halictidae. Gene Ontology annotation, biological process: regulation of transcription by RNA polymerase II. The record is from RefSeq and is a predicted model, not a curated record.